AUAGAUAUAGAUAUAGAUUAUUGUUGUUGUUUUUUCGGAAUUCAGCAACAUUUAUCCUAAAAAGUGCAAGAUGAUGACAAUUUUAUUACCUGUCUCCCUUGCUGCUUGAGGCGGGGUAGUAAAGCAAUAAUAUAUUAUUAAUUAAUUAAUUUACCAUACUUGUACCCCGUCCUUCUCACUCCGAAGGAGACCCAGAGUGGCCUUGCGUAGGCAACAAUUCGAUGCCACCCAUAUACAUAUUGAUAAAUAAACAACAGAUUAAAAUCCAAAACAAGUAAAAUCAUCAUCAUGAAAACAUCAGUUAAAAUCACACAAUCCAAGUCAUACUCUAGGGGUGUUCCAUUUGUUAUUGUAUUAUUUCGUAAUCUCUUAUUGCACUGCUCAAAGGCUUGGUCCCGAAGCCACGUUUUUCGUUUUUUCCGGAAGGUCAGGAGGGAGGGGGCUGAUCUUGCUGGGGAGGGAGUUUCAUAGACAAGGGGUCAGCACUUAGAAGGCCCUGUCUCUCGUCUCCACCAACCUCACCUGAGAAGGAGGUGGGACCAAGAGCAAGGCCUCCCCUGACGAUCUUAGCCUCUGAGGUGAAUCAUAGGGGGAGAUACGUUCGGACAGGUAAGAUGGAUCAGAAUUCUUUAGGGCUUUAUAGGCUAAAGCCAGUAUUUUUAAUUGUGCUCGGUGGCAGACUGGCAGCUAGUGGAGCUGGCAUAACAGGGGGUUGUAUGCUCCCUGUACGCUGCUCUGGUGAGCAACCUGGCUGCUGCCCAUUGGAACAUUUGAAGUUUCCAAACAGUCUUCAAAGGCAACUUCACAUAGAGUGUGCUGCAGUAGUUUAUCCGAGAUAUAACAAGAGCAUGGAUUAACAUGGCCAAGUCUGACUCUGACUUUACUUUAAUAUAUGCAAUAUUUCUAUUCAUUUCUUUGUAAUAAUCUUUUUGAAAACACUGCUUAGGACCUGCUACAGCGGUACUCUAAACGGUCAGCCUCUCUCUUUCACACGAUGUGGGAAGCAAAGGCCAUUGUUGUCUUGGGCUGCAUGUCAGACAUCGAUCUGAUCUUUGAAGGAGUGCUUGCCAUCAUGCAUGGUGCCGUGAUUCCUUGGAGCCCCAGGAUGAAGCUGCUGGUGGAGAAAUACCUUCACAUGGAUCAUGCCAAAGUGAAACUGGUGCAGGAAGGCUACCAGCUGAUGGAAAUGAAGACACUUUUGCGGAGCUAUGGCAUCCGAGACACCAAUCUCUUAAAUGACAAGCAGAUGAUAUGGAUGUUAGUAAGGUACAUUCUGAAGCAAGAUAGUCCGUCUUGUUUGGAGGAUGCUUUGAAAAUCACAAAUACUUACAUGCUGACUACCUCAAAAGUCUAUCUUUGGAGGAUUAUUAACCUCAUCGACAAAGAAAAGAGAGAUGAUGUUAUCAACUUAUUAAGGUCUCUUCCUGCUGCCGAAGCUAUGGAGAUUGCAGAUAGGACAGUGACGUGGGGAAGACUGGAACUGGAGGCAGAAAUGUUUGACAGUGAAGAAGAGCGGAAUAGGCAGCUAUAUUUAAAAAAUAUCCUGGUGGAGGUCCUCAAGUUCCUGCUUAGUCACCAGAAAGGAAAUCUUGGGAAGACAGAAGAGUAUGAAGCUGACUUAAAAUGCUUUAAAAUGCUUAAAGCCUUGCAGGGUAAUUUUGACAUCUACGUAUCUCCCAAAGAUUAUGAGAAUCUGCCACUGAUGACUCGCCUCCUCCAAGAGAAGAUAGAGACCUAUAAUGCCAAGAGGUUUAAAAAAACAGAAGAAAAGACCAGCUUGGAGAACAGUGGGGUGAAGAGGCAAGAGCUGGCUCGAUGUGGGCUUUACAGACUGGCGGGUCUUCUGCAAAGGACGGAGCAUGAGAUGGGAACAGAGCUGGCCCUGAGAGUGCUGGAUGCAGGAAACGUCGAAGAAGCACUCAACAUUUGCAGGGAUCUUAAUGAACAUCACCACAACGAACAAACAGGGAAGUUGUUGUUCUUGGCAUGCCGAAAGCUCUGUCACAUAUUGGCUUCUGGUGGUCCACUCGUUGUGCCCAAAGGAUUGAAUCUUUCUGCAGCAAUCCAUGAAAUGGCCAUUCAGGCGGUGAUGGUCUGCAGUCCCGGUAACUCAUUCUAAUUAUUAACUGAUCAUUUAUAAUAGUCUGAUUGGGGAAAUGGCCUCUAAAAGAGCAGGUUGGAGAAAACUUCUCAGAGAAUGAGAGACCGAGGCUCUGUGCUUGAAAUGAGUGAAGGUUUUGGGAUGCAGAAUUGAAAAAGGGAUAAAAUCAACA
This is a messenger RNA of Anolis sagrei ordinatus, 2273 nucleotides long. The record is from RefSeq and is a predicted model, not a curated record. Lineage: Eukaryota; Metazoa; Chordata; Lepidosauria; Squamata; Anolidae.